AUGGAAGCACUCAUAAUUUUAUUAAGAAGACUAGUUUAUCCAAACAGAUGGUGCGAUUUGGUAUCUAUUUUUGGAAGAAGUGAAUCUGAGUUGAGUUUAAUUUUUAACAAGAUUUUGGAUGAUAUUUGUGACCGUUUCAGCUACCUUUUGGACUCUCUGGACUUAGUUUGGUUUGAUCCCGAGCUGUUUUCCAAUCCAAUUCACAAUAAAGGAGCACCUCUUACCCAAUGCUGGGGGUUUAUUGAUGGCACCGUUCGGCCAAUUCCACGUCCUAUUAGAAAUCAGCAAAUAAUGUUUAGUGGGCAUAAAAGAACUCACUGCAUCAAAUUUCAGUCAGUCCAUGCACCAAAUGGCCUUAUUGCAAACAUGUUCGGUCCUGUGGAAGGACGAAGACACGAUGCAUUUAUUCUUGGUGUUAGCAACUUGGCUGACAAGUUGUGCAGGAUUCGCCAGCCCAAUGGAGAACCUUAUAUUAUUUAUGGCGACCCAGCAUAUGGUGUCACUGAUAACAUACUGGCUCCAUUCCGGGGUGUUUUCCUAACUGCAGAUGAGCAAGAGUUUAAUAAGCGAAUGAGUAAACUACGUGUUAGUGUGGAAUGGGGGUUUGGAAAAAUUGCUCAGUAUUUUGCAUUUUUAGAUUUCAAAAAAAAUCAAAAGAUCUUACUUCAGCCAAUUGGCAAAUACUAUCUGGUUGGAACUCUUUUGACAAACUGCCACACCUGUUUAUAUGGAUCACUAACUAGUUCCUACUUUGGUGUUCAACCCCCAUCUUUGGAAACAUAUUUAUCAAAUCAAUGA
This is a messenger RNA of Dendronephthya gigantea, 798 nucleotides long. RefSeq lists its product as uncharacterized. Lineage: Eukaryota; Metazoa; Cnidaria; Anthozoa; Malacalcyonacea; Nephtheidae. The coding region runs from base 1 to 798 and encodes 265 amino acids. The transcript has 3 exons. The record is from RefSeq and is a predicted model, not a curated record.